AUGCACGAUAUGUAUCUUCGUAAGGCUACAGAGCUUUCAAGAAAGACCAUUCGCUAUGCUGCCUCACACGUGAAACUGGACGUUGAAUUGGGCGAUGUUCAUCCUGGUGAACUUGAUGGGUUCAUCAGUGGGUACUUUGUAGGACGUCGUGGGUGGAGGUCGGUCUUUGAUAAUGAAGACGUUGGAGAAGCCGCCGGUCUGCGAUUUGAGAACCCGCCGGUCUUUGACUUUGAAGAUAGACUCACAGACUCUGAUGAUGAUGCUGUAGGCUGUAGCAUCUUAGGGAUGGCCUUAUAACUAGAUUUCAGCUUAGCAAAUCCGUUGUUUGUUUUUGGAGUUUCUUUGGGGGAAAGGGGAUAGGCAUUACCACUUUAUGGCUGCAAGCGUGUUUGUAUUCCUUUGUACAAAUUGCACAUGUAUAUUGUUG
Oldenlandia corymbosa var. corymbosa is the source of this 427-nucleotide messenger RNA. NCBI's taxonomy places the organism in Eukaryota, Viridiplantae, Streptophyta, Magnoliopsida, Gentianales, Rubiaceae. The record is from the annotation of a GenBank genome assembly.